CUGCUCGGUUGUGCUCGAUCGGUCACUCGAACGAAGCCAAGCUCCUCGUUUCCUGUCAGCCGGCAGGCGGGAGUGGGAGCGCCGGAACUAGUAGAGCAGGCAGCGGUCGGCGGCGACCAGGGUGUUCGGGUGGAGCCUGGAGCGGGCCAGUGGGCAGCGAGGGUAGUCGCACGCGGCGGCGUCCGGACGUCCGGGGAGGCGGGGGAGCGCGUAAGGAGUGCAGCAAGGCAUUGACGGUAGCAUCUUCCAGGAGCGAGCAAAUUGCACGUUCGGUUUGACCUUCGACAUCCCAGUUCCCACCCCACCGCCGGCGAUGGCGGCGAAGGUGCGGUUCGGCCUCCUGGUGGCGAUGUUCCAGGCCAUGUCGGGCGACAAGAGGUCGGCGAAGAAGCGCGCCCGCCUCCGCGCUUUCCUCGACCGCGCCUACGUCCCCAGCGGCGGUAGGGAUGACUACUUCAGCGCGCUGCGCCUCGUCCUCCCGGGGCUCGACCGCGAGCGCGGCACCUACGGGCUCAAGGAAACCGCCCUCGCCGCCGUGCUUGUCGACGCCCUGGGCAUCGCCAAGGACUCCCCCGACGCCGUCCGGCUCAUCAACUGGCGCCGCGGCGGGGGUGGCCGUAACGCUGGCAACUUCGCGCUUGUCGCAGCUGAGGUCUUGCAGCGGAGGCAAGGUAUAACGUCUGGUGGAUUGACAAUAAAGGAGGUCAAUGAUGCACUUGAUCGUUUAGCUGCAACUGAGAACAGGUCUGAGAAGGCCACAAUUCUUUCUAGUCUGAUCAAGAAAACCAAUGCCCUUGAAAUGAAGUGGCUUCUGAUGAUUAUUCUUAAAGAUUUGAAGUUGGGGAUAAGUGAGAAGAGCAUAUUUGAUGAAUUUCAUCCUGAUGCCCAAGACUUAUUCAAUGUCACUUGUGACUUGAAAUUCGUCUGUGAGAAGCUCAAUGAUCGAAGCCAAAGGCAUAAACGCCAGGAUAUAGAAGUUGGGAAGGCUGUCAGGCCUCAACUAGCUAUGCGAGUCCGUGAUGCUUCGGCUGCUUGGAAGAAGCUUCAUGGAAAACAAGUGGUUGCUGAGUGCAAAUUCGAUGGUGACCGUAUUCAAAUUCACAAAAAAGGGGAAGAGAUUCAUUUCUUCUCAAGGAGCUUUCUUGAUCACUCUGAAUACGCACCUGGGAUGUCAAAGAUUAUUAAGGAAAAUAUCCUGGUUGACAGGUGUAUAUUGGAUGGAGAAAUGCUUGUCUGGGACACUGUGCUUAACCGUUUUGCUGAAUUUGGUUCAAACCAGGAAAUAGCUAAGGCCGCAAGGGAGGGGCUGGAGACUGAUCGGCAGUUGUGCUAUGUUGCUUUCGACAUCCUUUAUGCUGGAGAUACCAGUGUUAUCCACCAAAGCUUGACAGAGCGGCAAGAAAUUCUACAGAAGGUUGUGAAACCUUUAAAGGGUCAUCUCGAGAUUUUGAUCCCAACGGGUGGUCUAAAUGUCCGUCGCCCUUCAGAUGAACCGUGCUGGUCCAUUAUUGCACAUAAUCUUGAAGAUGUUGAGAAAUUCUUCAAAGAUACUAUCGAUAACAGAGACGAGGGCAUUAUACUGAAGGACCUUGCUUCCAAAUGGGAGCCUGGUGAUCGAAAUGGAAAGUGGCUUAAACUAAAGCCUGAUUAUAUACAUGCUGGUGCUGAUCUUGAUGUUAUUAUUAUAGGAGGAUACUAUGGAUCUGGACGUCGAGGAGGAGAGGUUGCACAGUUUUUAGUUGGCCUUGCAGUGCCUUCAGAUGAUAACAGUUAUCCCAAAAGAUUUCUUUCCUUUUGCCGGGUUGGUACUGGCCUCUCUGAUGAAGAGCGUGAUGCUCUUGUCACCAAACUGAAGCCUUAUUUCAGGAAAAAUGAGUACCCCAAAAAACCACCCAAAUUUUAUGAAGUUACAAAUAACUCAAAGGAGAGGCCAGAUGUUUGGAUAGAGAGCCCUGAUAAGUCAGUCAUAAUAUCUGUAACGAGUGACAUUCGUACAAUCAAGUCCGAGGUAUUUGCUGCUCCAUACUGUUUGAGAUUCCCCCGUAUUCAGAGAGUGAGAUAUGAUAAGCCAUGGCAUGAGUGCCUUGAUGUUCAGGCAUUUGUGGACAUUGUGCAUUCAAGUAAUGGAACAACACAAAAGGCGGCAGAUGAUAAUAGCCUGGAGAAUGAUAACACAAAACGUUCAAGAACAAACAAAAAAGGGGAGAAGAAGAAGAGUGCCUCAAUCAUCCCUUCACAUUUAAUGAAGACUGAUGUAUCAGGUCUCAAGGGAGAAACGCUGAUAUUUGCAAACAUGAUUUUCUAUUUUGUCAACAUCCCAUCAUCAUAUAAUCUCGAAUAUUUUCAUAAACUAGUUGUGGAAAAUGGGGGAUCUUUCUCCAUGAAUUUGAAUGACUCUGUUACUCACUGCAUAGCUGCGGAGAAGAAAGGUAUCAAGUAUCAAGCAGCCAUACGUCAGGGAAGGAUCAUUCACUAUGACUGGAUAUUGGACUGUUGCAAGGAAAAACGUCCUCUUCAUUUGCAACCUAAGUAUAUACUUUUUCUUUCUGAUUUUGCCAGGCACAAAUUUCCUGAAGAGAUUGAUUCAUAUGCUGACUAUUACUACUGGGACAUUGAUAUUGCUGACCUCAAGCAGAUUUUCAGUAACAUCGACAAAGUUGCUGAUGAUUCGAAUAUGGUCAGUCAGUACAGAAAGAAGCAUUGCAUAGACGAGAGAUUCUGCUUCUUCCUGGGUUGCUGUGUCUACUUCCAUAAUACACCCUUAGUGAAUGAGGACUACAAUGUAAUAUCCGGUAUUGCCCUGGAGAGGAUGAAGCAGGAUCUAACAAUGCAUGGUGGUCAAGUCUGCAACAGCAUUGCUUCAGCAACUCAUUUGGUUCUAGUUUCAGUUUUACAUACAUACAACUUUGACAUCCUGUACAAGAGCUUCCCUCCUGCUGAAAGACGUUAUCUACAUGACAAAAGAUUGCAUGUUGUCAGUAAUAAGUGGUUGGAAGAUUCAGUGGAGAAACAAAUGAAGCUGUCUGAAACUGCUUACAAUCUUAAACCAGAUACACUGGAAGAGCUAGAAAUUGUAAGGAGUGAGGAAAAUGUUCGCCCUCUGGGUCAUAAGUUUGAGGAACACAAGGAGGUUGAAAGAGCAAAUGUCAAAUAUGCCCCAAGGAAAAGGAGCAGGGCAGCCAGUAGUUCAAGGGCUGCAAAAGCUGCUCCUAGACCAGUCCGGCGAACAAGGGCAAGAAGAGGAAACCAGCAAGCAAAAAUAGACGAUGAUGUUGAAUCUGAAGAAAGUGUCCCUGAUGAAUGUCAAGGUGAUCAAAAUAUGGACACGGACUACAUCUCUAAUGAGAUUGGGAAAGGUAUCAGCAACAAAGACCAACGACUGUCCCGAGCUGCUUCCAGACCAGUCCCGAGAACAAGGGCUAGGAGAGGAAAUCAGCAUGCAAAGAUAGAUGAUGGAGAAUCUGAAGAAAGUGGGCCUUGUGAAACAGGUAAAGAAGAUCAAAAGUUGAAUGUGGAUUACAUCUCCAAGACGGAAGCAGAUAACAGCGAGAAAGACCAGGGACCACCUCCAGGUGCCCAGUUUCUCACAUUAGGGGAGCAAGAGCCUGAAGGUGUCAAAUCGAAAGCCAUGGAGGAGAAACCAAGCAGUCCUUUCCAAAGAACAAGUGCUGGUGAAGUGACGAGUAGUGUACCGUGUGAGAAGAUAGAACAAAUGGUAGAUCCGUUGCACGCAAUGCUUCUGGAUAUGAUACCAACCCUGAGCACGACAAGUCCAGAAGAUGCAAACAGGGUGCCCCCGACGAAAAUUGAGAAGGAGCCGCCUGAGGUAGGAAGUUACACAUCCAAAAGUUCUGAUAUUCCGGUGCCAGAUGCAGGAACAUCCGGGGUUCCAGCGCCAGACCCGAAUGCAGCUCCUCCAAAGAAGAAAAAGGUCAGUUACAAAGAUGUCGCUAGUGAGCUUCUGAAAGAUUGGUGACUCAAUUUGUCAACUGGGUUGGUUUAACCUGUAAUGCUGAACGCCUUUUACCAUUGUGGUAACUAUAUGUUGUAAAUAGGAUAAAUACAUGUGAAUAUGCCUGUUCGUAGCACCACUUUGGUUGUUCGUCCUGCUCUCUCGUAGUCCGUGUUUUGCCUGUUGAGAACAGGGACUGUUGAGCUUGAGCCUAGCAACACUUAUGGUGACUCUGACCAGUAUGCAUGCAGAACGCAAGGAUUUUACAGGAA
Messenger RNA from Panicum hallii, 4224 nucleotides. Its product is annotated as putative DNA ligase 4. Gene Ontology annotation, molecular function: ATP binding; DNA binding; DNA ligase (ATP) activity. The transcript is spliced from 28 exons. The record is from RefSeq and is a predicted model, not a curated record. Gene Ontology annotation, cellular component: DNA ligase IV complex. The coding region runs from base 314 to 3976 and encodes 1220 amino acids. Gene Ontology annotation, biological process: DNA recombination; DNA biosynthetic process; double-strand break repair via nonhomologous end joining. NCBI's taxonomy places the organism in Eukaryota, Viridiplantae, Streptophyta, Magnoliopsida, Poales, Poaceae.